Messenger RNA from Nasonia vitripennis (jewel wasp), 1445 nucleotides. It is a transcript of the gene SP73, whose product is annotated as serine protease 73. NCBI's taxonomy places the organism in Eukaryota, Metazoa, Arthropoda, Insecta, Hymenoptera, Pteromalidae. Gene Ontology annotation, biological process: proteolysis. The coding region runs from base 24 to 800 and encodes 258 amino acids. Gene Ontology annotation, molecular function: serine-type endopeptidase activity. The record is from RefSeq and is marked validated. The transcript has 7 exons.
UGUUUGUCCUCGUAGUGAGUACGAUGGCGUUCUCUUGGGCUUUCCUCUUAUAUGUUCUUCUUGUGAUUCAAGGAUCUCAAGCGUUUUCAAGACAAAAAAGGAUUGUGAAAGGCGUGGAUGCUAAACUUGGAGAAUUUCCUUAUCAGGUUUCAAUACAAAAUGCAGACAGCAAUUAUCAUCACUGCGGUGGAAUAAUUAUAGACCAAUAUCAUGUGCUCACUGCGGGUCAUUGCUUGGAUGGAUUUUUAGCAGAAGAUUUUCAAGUUAUAAGUGGAACAACUGAUUUGAGAAAACCAACUUUCAAGAAUUACGCUGCUGAAAUACACGUACCCAAAACAUAUGACCAACAAGAUUCCUGGAAAGAUGACAUCGCUAUAUUAAAAGUGUCGCAGCCUUUCAUUUUUAAUGAUUUGGUCGGACCUGCUUAUUUACCAAGAAAAAAUGAAGAAGUAAGAGCUUCUACGCCAGCUACAGUGCCAGGCUUCGGAAGAACUUCUGAACACGAUCAGACUUCAAAGGUAUUAAAAAAGACUACAAUAAAUAUUGAAGAUCUAUCAUUCUGCAAUGAACAGUACAAGAAAAGCAAACUGAACUUCAGAGAUACACAAAUAUGCGCAUACAGCUCAGAACAUAAAGGAAUAUGCAAGGGCGAUUCGGGCGGACCUCUAAUUGUCAGCGGUAAAGUCGUUGGAAUUACAAGUUUUACAAAUGCAGGAUGUGCUGAUUCUAGUUAUCCUUCAGUGUUUACAAAAAUCUCAAAAUAUAUUGACUGGAUAAAUUCUUAUGUUCAAAAUUCAUGACAAAUAGCACCUAGUCCGAUCUUAUGUUUUAUAAUUAUUGACGAGAAUUUUAAUUCUAUUUUUUCUGUGACAUUGCCGCAUUACGAUAGUAUACGUUUUUAUAAAACACCUAUGGUUUCUAUUUAAAAAAGAAAAUAUUCUGUACCCAUGACAACCCACCAAAAUCUACAAGUAAUUAUUAAUGUUUUAUUGAAUCAUUUAGUAAGGUACUCUGUACAUUAUUGUCGUACAAUAUAAUUUCUGAAUUUACUUUCUUUAGCUUUAAUAAUUUAUGUAUGAUAUGUGAUAAAAUUUCACACAAACCGAACCAUUCUUAUGCUUGUUUUACUGCGCAAAUUUUAUUAGUAUUUCAUUUUAAAAGAGUGUAAAGUUACUAAAAAAAUUUUAAAAACUUUUACUCCCAUUUUACAAAUGUAUCUGUAUAUUUAUGAUUAAAAACGAUAUCCAAAACUUUAAAAAACCAAAGCACAUAUAUGAAAACAUGCUAUUAAUAUGUAAAAGCUUGAUUUACCCUCUACUUGUUAAGUACUUAUACUCAUUAUACACAAUUUUACCGUGGGCGAAGAUAACAAAUUUAAGAACCUGUUAAAUACAUAAAUAUAUGAUAAUGUACAUUAAAUAAAUUCUAUAUUUUUAAAUUAAAAA